AUACCGGGGCGAGGUGACAGUCCAGAGCCAACGGUACCUCCACUCUUGCCUGAACCCACACCAAGACCUGAAGGCUGUGAAGGUAUAAUCGACUGUCCCAUCAGGGUGUACUUCACUAUUGACACCUCAGAAACCAUCGCAUUGCAGGAGCCCCCACCUGGCAGCCUGGUGGAGAGUAUCAGAGAAUUCACAAAGAUCUUUGCCGAGAGGCUGGCUGAUGAGGAGUACAGGGGCCAUAUCCAGAUCACUUGGUCCAUAGGUGGGCUGCACUUCUCCCAGAAGCAGGUGGUCUUCAGCCAGCUCACAACCAGAGAGAACUUCAUCAGGAAUCUCGCUUCGAUCCGAUACCUGGGCAAAGGCACUUACAUCGACUGUGCCCUCAAAAACAUGACUCACCAGAUGACCCAACAUUACACAGAGACGAAGGCGGUUCUCUUCGCUGUGGUCAUCACUGAUGGCUACGUGACAGGAAAUCCAUGUUCAGGGAUCAAGGUGAUGGCGGAAAAGGCCCGGGAUCAAGGGAUCCAGAUUUUCUCAGUAGCAGCGUCCAAGGAGAUCGAUGAAUUUGGAAUGAGGGAGAUAGCGAACUCUCCGUAUGAGCUGUUCCGUGACGACUACAUAGCGGUGGAAAUCGUUGAUGGGAACCAAGACUAA
This is a messenger RNA of Maylandia zebra (zebra mbuna), 654 nucleotides long. NCBI's taxonomy places the organism in Eukaryota, Metazoa, Chordata, Actinopteri, Cichliformes, Cichlidae. The record is from RefSeq and is a predicted model, not a curated record.